Lolium rigidum is the source of this 3610-nucleotide messenger RNA. Its product is annotated as DNA mismatch repair protein MSH1, mitochondrial. Gene Ontology annotation, cellular component: nucleus. Gene Ontology annotation, biological process: mismatch repair. The transcript has 22 exons. The record is from RefSeq and is a predicted model, not a curated record. Gene Ontology annotation, molecular function: ATP-dependent DNA damage sensor activity; mismatched DNA binding; ATP binding. The coding region runs from base 1 to 3390 and encodes 1129 amino acids. NCBI's taxonomy places the organism in Eukaryota, Viridiplantae, Streptophyta, Magnoliopsida, Poales, Poaceae.
AUGCAGCGGCUGCUGGCGAGCUCCAUCGUCGCCGCCACGCCGCGGUGGCUCCCCCUCGCCGACUCGAUCCUCCGGCGCCGCCACCCGCGCCGCUCCCCGCUCCCCGUCCUGCUGUUCAACAGGUCUUGGUCCAAGCCAAGGAAGGUUUCAGGACAUGUUUCAAUGGCGUCCAUCAAGGCGAACAAACAGGGGAAUCUCUGCAAUGAAGGCAUGCUGUCACAUAUUAUGUGGUGGAAAGAGAGAAUGGAGAGCUGCAGGAAACCAUCGUCUGUGCAGUUGACUCAGAGACUUGUGUAUUCUAAUAUAUUAGGGUUGGAUCCAUCUUUAAGGAAUGGAAGCUUAAAGGAUGGAACCCUGAACAUGGAGAUGUUACAAUUCAAAUCGAAGUUUCCUCGCGAGGUCCUACUUUGCAGAGUAGGAGAUUUCUACGAAGCCAUUGGGUUUGAUGCCUGCAUUCUUGUAGAGCACGCCGGCUUAAAUCCUUUUGGAGGCUUGCGUUCUGACAGUAUUCCAAAAGCUGGAUGUCCAAUCAUGAAUUUGCGGCAAACAUUGGAUGAUUUGACUCGGUGUGGUUAUUCUGUGUGCAUAGUUGAAGAACUUCAAGGCCCAACUCAAGCCCGUGCUCGGAAAGGUCGAUUUAUUUCUGGCCAUGCGCACCCUGGCAGUCCUUAUGUAUUUGGUCUUGCUGAAGUAGAUCAUGAUCUUGAGUUUCCUGACCCGAUGCCCGUAGUCGGGAUUUCACGCUCCGCCAAAGGCUAUUGCUUGAUUUCUGUGCUAGAGACGAUGAAAACUUAUUCAGCCGAGGAGGGCCUAACAGAGGAAGCCGUAGUCACUAAGCUGCGCAUAUGCCGUUAUCAUCAUCUGUACCUUCACAGUUCUUUGAGGAAUAAUUCUUCAGGGACAUCACGCUGGGGGGAAUUCGGCGAGGGAGGGCUAUUGUGGGGAGAGUGUAGUGGAAAGUCUUUUGACUGGUUUGAUGGCUCUCCUAUUGAGGAUCUUUUAAGCAAGGUAAGAGAAAUAUAUGGCCUGGAAGAGAAGACUAUUUUUCGCAACGUCACUAUCUCGUUGGAAGGGAGGCCUCAACCUUUAUAUCUCGGAACUGCUACUCAAAUUGGAGUGAUACCAACCGAGGGAAUUCCCAGUUUACCAAAAAUGCUACUCCCUCCAAACUGUGGUGGGCUUCCAUCGAUGUAUAUUAGAGAUCUUCUUCUUAAUCCUCCAUCUUUUGAUGUUGCGUCUGCAAUUCAAGAUGCUUGCAGGCUUAUAGGCAGCAUAAACUGUUCGAUUCCUGAAUUUACUUGCAUACCAUCAGCGAAGCUUGUGAAAUUACUCGAGUCAAAAGAGGUUAAUCACAUCGAAUUUUGUAGAAUAAAAAAUGUCCUUGACGAGAUUAUGUUAAUGAAUGGAAACGCUGAGCUUUCAGCCAUCCAGGAAAAAUUGCUUGAACCUGCUUCAGUGGUUACUGGUUUGAAAGUUGAUGCUGAUAUACUAAUUAAAGAAUGUAGACUUAUUUCACAACGUAUAGGUGAAGUGAUAUCUUUAGGUGGUGAAAUUGAUCAGGCAAUAACUUCAUCGGAGUAUAUUCCCAAGGAGUUCUUUAAUGAUAUGGAGUCAUCUUGGAAGGGCCGUGUGAAAAGGGUCCAUGCUGAAGAAGAGUUCGCGAAUGUUGAUGCGGCUGCUAAGGCAUUAUCAACUGCAGUCACUGAAGAUUUUCUGCCAGUUAUUGUAAGAGUAAAAUCUGUGAUGUCCUCGCAUGGAGGUUCCAAAGGGGAAAUCUCUUAUGCAAAAGAACAUGAAGCUGUUUGGUUUAAAGGGAGGCGAUUCACACCAAAUGUUUGGGCGAACACACCUGGUGAACAACAGAUAAAACAGCUAAAGCCUGCGAUUGAUUCAAAAGGUAGAAAAGUUGGGGAAGAAUGGUUUACAACAGCCAAAGUUGAGACUGCUUUAGCCAGGUAUCAUGAAGCUUGUGAUAGUGCAAAGGGUAAAGUUCUUGAGCUAUUGAGGGGUCUUUCAAGUGAAUUACAGGAGAAGAUCAAUAUCCUUGUCUUCUGCUCGACGCUGCUCAUCAUAACCAAAGCACUUUUUGGUCAUGUUAGUGAGGGUCUAAGAAGGGGCUGGGUGCUUCCUGCUAUAUAUCCCUUGUCAAAGGACUAUAGUGUGGAAGAAAGCUCAAGUGAAAUGGAUUUAUUAAAACUCUUUCCUUAUUGGCUUGACGAUACUAAUCAAGGGAAUGCAAUACUGAACGAUGUCAACAUGAGAUCUUUGUUUAUUCUGACUGGUCCAAAUGGUGGAGGUAAAUCCAGUAUGUUGCGAUCAGUCUGUGCGGCUGCAUUGCUUGGAAUAUGUGGCUUGAUGGUGCCAGCUGCUUCAGCUGUCAUCCCACACUUUGAUUCCAUCAUGCUGCAUAUGAAGGCCUAUGAUAGCCCAGCCGAUGGGAAAAGUUCGUUUCAGAUUGAAAUGUCAGAGAUACGAUCUUUAGUUACACGAGCUACUGGUAGGAGUCUUGUUCUCAUUGAUGAAAUAUGUAGGGGCACAGAAACUGCAAAAGGGACCUGUAUAGCUGGUAGCAUCAUUGAAAGACUGGAUGAUGUUGGCUGCCUAGGCAUCAUAUCAACCCAUUUGCAUGGCAUUUUUGACCUGCCUCUUUCACUCAACAAUACUGAUUUCAAAGCUAUGGGAUCAGAAGUGGUCAAUGGGUGCAUUCAGCCAACAUGGAGACUUACUGAUGGUAUCUGUAGAGAAAGCCUCGCUUUUCAAACAGCCAGGAAGGAAGGUAUGCCUGACUUGAUAGUUAAAAGAGCAGAGGAACUAUAUUUGACUAUGAGCAGAAGCAACAGACAGACAUCAUCAACAAUCCACCAUGGGCCUUCCAUUGUCAACUCUAAUGUAAAUGGCUUGGUUCAUAUGCCUGAUGGUCUGGGAAAUGGACUUGAACUUAUGUCAGGUGCUUUUGCACUGCUGCAAAAGGAUGUCGAAAGCAUUGUUACCGCAAUAUGCAAGGAUAAACUGUUAGAUCUCUACAACAAAAGAAGCAUCUCAGAGCCGGUUGAGGUGGUUUGUGUUACUGUAGGUGCUAGACAGCAACCACCACCUUCAACCGUUGGCAGGUCCAGCAUCUACAUCAUUAUCAGACGUGACAACAAGCUCUAUGUUGGACAGACGGAUGAUCUCUUGGGCCGUCUUCGUUCUCAUAGGUUGAAGGAAGGAAUGCAGGAUGCCACGAUAUUAUAUAUUGUGGUUCCUGGUAAGAGCGUUGCAUGCCAACUGGAGACUCUUCUCAUAAAUCAGCUGCCCUCGAAAGGUUUUAAGCUCACCAACAAGGCAGAUGGCAAGCAUCGAAAUUUUGGUAUGUCUGUCAUCUCUGGAGAAGCCAUUGCUGCCCACUGAACCGGUUGAGUGAACAUCCAGUUUAACCGGUCUCUUUUGGCUUAUGGGAGGCAGGAGCUAACCGUCACCUGGUCAUCCGCCCCAAAUUUUGUCUGAUUGGUAGUAGCGCCCAGCUAUGUUCAUAGUAGGGGUAAACUUUGUUCCAAGUGUAAGGAUUACUAAUGCAAACAUUUUGCAAUGUAAUACAUGUUUAUCUUCGUGCAACGGCACAAUCCGAGAC